AAGAAGUGACUAAACCGUUAACAGAAGCUCAUAUAAUACAUCCAUGGUAUAAACCAAUCGAAACAUUGGAUAGGUCUUGGCAAAUGCCUAACCAUUCCUCUAAGUUUCAAGUCCAAUUACUUACCAAAAAAGCUAUUAUUCCUAAUAAAGCUUAUGCAUCGGAUGCAGCAUGGGACAUAUUCGCUGCUGAAGAUUGCGUAGCCAAUGAAAAUGGAGUAGCGAUAGUACCUACCCAUAUUAAAUUGCAAUAUGAAAAAGGAUAUUAUGGUCAAUUAAAGACUAAAUCCUCUCAAGCGAUUAAAGGAAUAACAGUUUUAGGUGGAAUAUUGGAUGAAGGUUAUAAAGGAGAAAUUAAAGUAAUUCUCCAAAGAGCAUUACAACCUGAUCUUAAAAUUAAGCAAGGAGAAAAAGUAGCUCAAUUAAUAAUCUGCAAAAACGAAGAUGUAACAGAAGAAAACGUACAUCUCGAAGAAAGAGGAAUUAGAGGAUUUGGCUCGUCUGGCAAAUGGGCUAAAGACUCUGAAACUCUUAAAGAUAGGGAAAAACGCCUCAAACAAAUUUUAAAUAUUACUACGUCCAAGGAUCCAGAAAUUACCUUGGAACAAAAAGAACAACU
This is a messenger RNA of Paraglomus brasilianum, 616 nucleotides long. The record is from the annotation of a GenBank genome assembly. NCBI's taxonomy places the organism in Eukaryota, Fungi, Glomeromycota, Glomeromycetes, Paraglomerales, Paraglomeraceae.